This is a messenger RNA of Cyclopterus lumpus (lumpfish), 2031 nucleotides long. It is a transcript of the gene smpdl3a, whose product is annotated as sphingomyelin phosphodiesterase acid like 3A. Gene Ontology annotation, biological process: sphingomyelin catabolic process. NCBI's taxonomy places the organism in Eukaryota, Metazoa, Chordata, Actinopteri, Perciformes, Cyclopteridae. The transcript has 8 exons. Gene Ontology annotation, molecular function: sphingomyelin phosphodiesterase activity. Bases 15 to 1361 code for a protein of 448 amino acids. The record is from RefSeq and is a predicted model, not a curated record.
UAUUACAGAGAAGUAUGCCUUAUGUUGAUGAUCUUAAUAACUCGAUAAACAUGGAGCAGCUUGUGUGUGUCGCGCUGCUGCUGAGCGGCGCGGCUCCGCUCGGGGCGGCGCCCGCUGGGAGCGGCUCUCUGCCGGGUACAGGCAGGUUCUGGCACAUCACUGACCUCCACCUGGACCCCUCCUACCACCUGGCCCCGGACCCCACCAAGGUGUGCUCCUCCUCCAAAGGAGCCGCCGCCUCCCACGCCGGCCCGUUCGGGGACUUCCUGUGCGACUCUCCCUUCGCUCUCAUCCAGUCCGCCUUCGCCCACAUGGCGCCGCUCACACAGCCACAGGACUUCAUCAUAUGGACCGGUGACAGUCCACCUCAUGUCCCUGCAGACGAGCUCUCUACGGACACAGUGAUCCAGGUGAUCAGUAACAUGACCCAGACCAUCAGACAACACUUCCCCAACCUGACGGUCUAUCCAGCCCUGGGGAACCACGACUACUGGCCACAGAUGUCGAGCUCCACCAACGCCGUCUACAAAGCUGCGGCCCGGCUGUGGAAACCCUGGCUGCAGACUGAAGCUCUGCUCACACUCUCUCAAGGGGGUUUCUACUCCCAGCUGGUGAAGCCCGGUUUGCGGGUGCUCAGCCUCAACACCAUCCUCUACUACGGCCCGAACGAAGCCACCAAGAACAUGACCGACCCCGCUGGACAGUUCGAGUGGCUGGAGAGAACUCUGGAGAAAGCUGCCCGCAGUCUGGAGAAGGUGUACAUCAUAGCUCACGUGCCGGUGGGCUACCUGCCCUUUGCCAGGAGCACCCCCGCCCUACGAGAGAGCCACAACGAGCGGCUGGUCGCCAUCUUCAGGGACCACAGUGACGUCAUCGCGGGACAUUUCUACGGCCACACCCACCGCGACAGCUUCAUGGUGCUGAUGGACCGACACGGCAAACCGGUGAAUUCUCUUUUCGUGUCUCCGGCUGUCACGCCGAUCAAACACGUUCUGGAGCCGUACUCCAACAACCCGGCUUUCCGCGCCUACUUGUACAACACCGAGGACUUCGCCGUCUUGGAUAUCUGGCAGUACUACUUGAACCUGACGGAAGCCAACGAGGAACAAAGGUCCUCCUGGCGGUUGGAGUACAUCAUGACGGAGGCCUUUGGACUGGCUGACCUGCGGCCGCCCGGCCUCCUGCGUCUGGCCCUGAGCUUCGGGGCGCCGCGUUCCGAGGCCUUCGCCGUGUACUUCGCUCACUACAUGGUGGCGUACGACCUCAGCGUCGCGUGCGAGGGCGCCUGUAAGCUCAGCCAGGUGUGUGCGGCGCUGCACCUGGACCGCGAGGGCUACUCCCAGUGUGUGGCGAAGGGGUGAAGACCAGGGGGGCUUUUUACGGGAUUUUACUGUCAAUUAAUCAAACUUUAUUGGUAUUGCUGUGCGGACGACGGGCGGAUGUUGAGAAAUGAUGUCAAAUAGAUUUAAACGCUAUAAUAACAGUAGUAAAACACAAUUAAAUAAAACAUUGAGAAUAAGAUAUAUCAUAAUUAUAUUAUGUGAUUUGACAGCUUAAAUGCAAUAGGAUAAAUGAUUAAUGAAAUAGCAGUACAAUUAAGUACAUUUGUACAGCUUAAAUACAAUAAAUACGUGAUAAACAUUUAAAAAAUCAAACCUUUUAAAACUUUUUAAAAUUAGUUUACUGUGUUAUUGAAAUAAAAAUGUAAAUCUUGAGGGAUUUGUCUCAGGGAGUCGCAUUUUUAUUUAUUUUUUACUGUACAUGCAAAGCUGUUUGUGUCAAUAUAAACGUGCACGUGACUUAACGAGACCCACGUGCACGAUCACAACCGCCAUCUUGUUUUGAGCUGCAGAGACAAAUUCAACUGGAUCAUUUCAUAUUUACAGGGUUUUGUUUGAUUACAUUUAAUGGUUUGUUUUGUUCUUUAUGUCUUUAGCUGUUCAUAAAUCAAUAUUUGUGUUUUUAUGUCGUUUCUUCAUUGUUAUAUGUACUCGAAUAUAUUAAUAAUAAAGUUUUUACUUUGCUUAUGUA